This is a messenger RNA of Cydia amplana, 692 nucleotides long. Its product is annotated as EEF1A lysine methyltransferase 2. Gene Ontology annotation, molecular function: protein-lysine N-methyltransferase activity. NCBI's taxonomy places the organism in Eukaryota, Metazoa, Arthropoda, Insecta, Lepidoptera, Tortricidae. Bases 36 to 692 code for a protein of 218 amino acids. Gene Ontology annotation, cellular component: cytoplasm. The transcript has 4 exons. The record is from RefSeq and is a predicted model, not a curated record.
UUAUUUGUUUAUAACCUUAAUAUUUUAUUUAUUAAAUGGAUGACUCGGAGUUGAGCUCAUCUGAGCUGGGUACCCAGUCGUACUGGCAGCAGGCAUACACAAAAGAAAUAAAAAAUUUCGAGGAGCACGGGGAUCCCGGAGACGUGUGGUUUGGUGAGGACAGCGCUUACAGAGUCGUGGACUGGAUAUGUAGAAACGUUGAGGAUAAGAAUACCUCUAUUAUAGAUUUAGGAUGUGGAAAUGGCUACUCACUGUGCGAGUUGGCACGGGAAGGCUUCACUAAGCUGCUGGGCGUAGAUUACUGUUCAGAAGCCAUCACCCUCGCCGAGAAGGUGUCUAAGAGGGAGUUCCCGAUUAUUGACUUUAAGGUAUUCGACAUAACAGAAGACCCCGUGUCCCAAGUAGGCACAUUUGGCGUUGUACACGACAAAGGCACAUACGACGCCGUGAGUCUACAUCCAGAGAACGCCGAGGAGCGACGACAGAAGUACAUAGACCAGGUGGCGGACAUGAUGGCACCUGACGGUAUAUUCGUAAUAACUUCAUGCAACUGGACGGAAGAGGAACUAGCAACCCAGUUCUCACACCGGCUCAAAGCGAAGUGUGUCAUACCCACCCCCCAGUUUAAGUUCGGCGGCAAAGUGGGAGGGGUGGUGUCGUCCGUUGUUUUUGUACAUAAGGAUAGUAAAUAG